AUGAGAGAAUAUCAAACGCGAGGAAGGUUCCCUCGACAGCGUGGAAGCGGAAGCGGAAGCAGAAACCCUCUCCGCGCGUCCCCCGCGUUGGCGCGCGCAGCCGCGGUCAUGGGGCGGCUGGCGGAAGCCCCGCCGGCCAACGGCGCAGCAAAUGGCACUGCGAAUAGGACAAAACGGGGGGGAUCGGUGAACGGGCGGCUGUCGUCGGGAUACGAUUUGAUGAUGGAAGAUCUGGUGGACGGCCAGGUUUGUCAUAUUCUGGACCGGCCGUCCAAGAAGCAGGUGUGCCUGUUCUACUGUAGCGAGAUGGCGGAUCUCGCGGCGAGUAUCGCGGAGGACGUCGAUAAUAUCGAGCUGAAGCCGAUCGAAUGGGGCAAGUUCGAGGACGGCUUUCCGAACCUCUUUGUGCCGAACGCGCAUGGAAUCAGGGGCCGCCACGUGGCGUUCCUGGCGUCGUUCAGCUCGCCAGCUGUCAUCUUCGAGCAGCUGUCCAUCAUCUACGCCAUCCCGCGCAUGUUUGUGGAGUCCUUCACUCUGGUUCUGCCGUUCUUCCCCACCGGCACAAGCGAGAGAAUGGAGGACGAAGGGGACGUGGCGACAGCAUUUACUCUCUCCCGCAUCCUCUCCAACAUCCCCAUCUCGCGAGGGGGCCCCACCAGCCUUGUCAUCUUCGACAUUCACGCGCUGCAGGUACUCUCAAGCACUGGAGGAAGGGUUUUUGAUACAUGCACUGGGCUGGGUGGGUGGGCACUGGGCAUGGGUGGGUGGGCACUGGGCAUGGGUGGGUGGGCACUGGGCAUGGGUGGGUGGGCGCUGGGAUGGGUGGGCACUGGGCAUGGCUGGGUGGGCGCUGGGAUGGGUGGGCACUGGGCAUGGCUGGGUGGGCGCUGGGAUGGGUGGGCACUGGGCAUGGGUGGGUGGGCGCUGGGAUGGGUGGGCACUGGGCAUGGCUGGGUGGGCGCUGGGAUGGGUGGGCACUGGGCAUGGGUGGGUGGGCGCUGGGAUGGGUGGGCACUGGGCAUGGCUGGGUGGGCGCUGGGAUGGGUGGGCACUGGGCAUGGCUGGGUGGGCGCUGGGAUGGGUGGGCACUGGGCAUGGGUGGGUGGGCGCUGGGAUGGGUGGGCACUGGGCAUGGCUGGGUGGGCGCUGGGAUGGGUGGGCACUGGGCAUGGGUGGGUGGGCGCUGGGAUGGGUGGGCACUGGGCAUGGCUGGGUGGGCGCUGGGAUGGGUGGGCACUGGGCAUGGGUGGGUGGGCGCUGGGAUGGGUGGGCACUGGGCAUGGCUGGGUGGGCGCUGGGAUGGGUGGGCACUGGGCAUGGCUGGGUGGGCGCUGGGAUGGGUGGGCACUGGGCAUGGGGUCCUUUCUUUCCCUGUCGACAGACAACGUGCUGCCGUGCUUUGAAAGCGGCAUUCCCGUUCCGUACACCCACUCCCCGGCUCCCUUCUUCCAACCUACCUUACCCUUCAUUCCUCCCCCACACCUCUCCACAUCAGGAGCGGUUUUACUUUGGAGACAACGUGCUGCCGUGCUUUGA
This is a messenger RNA of Closterium sp. NIES-65, 1536 nucleotides long. The record is from the annotation of a GenBank genome assembly. NCBI's taxonomy places the organism in Eukaryota, Viridiplantae, Streptophyta, Zygnematophyceae, Desmidiales, Closteriaceae.